CGUCUGGCCUUCCUGGAAGGGAGCAGCCCACAACAUUUCAAACAGCUCAGUGUUAGCAGAGUCAGCUAGAAGGAUACAUAGACAGAGGAGGAAACAGUCCAUCCUGCAGCACAAUGAUAUUCUACCUCCUGCUUCUUGCCUUUCCUCUGUUGAAAGCUGGUUCAUUCUGGGAUGACACUCUGGACUAUGAAUGGGAACAGUGGAAGAGGACGUACCAGAAACAAUAUAAUGGACAGCUGGAUGAGGCAAUGAGACGUCUGAUUUGGGAGAAGAACUUUAAAUUUAUUGCUGCCCAUAAUGAAGAAUAUCGGCAAGGCCUACACACCUAUGACCUGGCCAUGAAUCGUCUGGGGGACAUGACCAGUGAAGAAGUUGUGAAGACAAUGACAGGGCUGAAAGUCCCACCAAAAAAUAGGGCGAGGAAUGUCACAGUUGAUGACGAGGAUCUAGUACCGCUCCCGGACUCUAUUGACUAUAGGAAGAAAGGUUAUGUCACGCCAAUCCGAAAUCAGGGUUCAUGUGGGUCAUGCUGGGCUUUCAGCUCAGUAGGGGCCCUGGAAGGCCAACUAAAGAAGAAAACGAAGAAACUAGUGGUUCUCAGUCCUCAGAACCUGGUAGACUGUGUGAAGAAGAAUGAUGGGUGUGGAGGAGGCUACAUGACCAAUGCGUUUGAGUACGUGAGGGACAAUAAAGGCAUUGACUCGGAAAAAGCCUAUCCUUACACUGGAGAGGACCAGACCUGUAACUACACCACAGCAGGCAAAGCUGCUAAAUGUAAAUCAUAUAAAGAAGUCAAGGAGGGCAGUGAGAAGGCGCUGAAGAAGGCUGUAGCCACAGUUGGACCGAUCUCAGUGGGCAUAGAUGCCAGUCUGUCCACCUUCCAGUAUUACAGUACAGGUGUAUAUUAUGACCCAGAAUGCAAUGCGGCAGAUAUUGACCAUGCUGUGCUUGCUGUUGGCUAUGGGGUACAGAAGAAACAGAAGUACUGGAUUAUUAAGAACAGCUGGGGCGAGGAUUGGGGUGAUAAAGGCUACAUCCUAAUGGCCAGAGACAAAAAUAAUGCUUGCGGCAUCGCCAACCUCGCCAGCUACCCCCUGAUGUGACCUGUACAGAAUGCACGAAGAGGACCCCACAUAGACCGGUCAUCUCUGGAACCCCGAUGUCCUUCUUAUCCUUUUUUAUUCCUUUGAAUGAGCACUUUCUAUGUCAUAGGGAGUCACACAAAUUUCAAUGUUUACACAAAUUUGCCUUUAUAUAAAGCCAAUCAGUAAAUUCUCUUCUAGGGCUCUUGGAUACGGACAUACAGAGUAAAAUCUGUCUGUUGGGAGCCACAGUUGCAGCUCAAUUCAGCCCAUUGACAGGCAUUGCAGAAUACACUGUGUGUGGCUACAUCCGUGUAACAAUGGCCACUUGAGUUUCCAAGUGUAUGGGUGUAUUUUUCAAAGCGUCAAAGUUUGUGUGAAUACGCCAUUGCCCAUGGUUAUGCGCAGGGCUGGUGCAAGGAUUUUUGACACACUAGGAAAAACCUAAUUUUGCCGCCCCCUUUGCCUUGCCCAUGUAUA
Rana temporaria (common frog) is the source of this 1562-nucleotide messenger RNA. Its product is annotated as cathepsin K-like. Gene Ontology annotation, biological process: immune response. The transcript is spliced from 8 exons. The record is from RefSeq and is a predicted model, not a curated record. Gene Ontology annotation, molecular function: cysteine-type endopeptidase activity. Bases 114 to 1103 code for a protein of 329 amino acids. Lineage: Eukaryota; Metazoa; Chordata; Amphibia; Anura; Ranidae. Gene Ontology annotation, cellular component: lysosome.